AUGAGGAGCAACAACAGCCUGAAUCCUCUCUACUUUCAGUUCACGGUGUUUACAGACCAGGGGCCUCUCAGAUAUCUGUCCUUCUGUCUGUGUCUGGUAACAUACAUGAUUAUAAUCUGUUCUAACGCCAUCAUUAUUCUGUCAGUGUGUGUGGAGAAGUCUCUGCAUCAGCCCAUGUAUAUAUUUAUCUGCUGUCUGUCUGUGAACUCUCUGUACGGCUCAGCUGCCUUCUUCCCCAGGUUUCUGAUGGACAUACUGUCUGACACUCAUUUCAUCUCACGUCCGUUCUGUUUCAUUCAGAUCUAUGUUAUUCACACAUAUAAAGGACAUGAGCUGACUAUUCUGACUGUCAUGGCCUAUGACAGAUUUGUUGCCAUUUGCCAGCCUUUACACUAUCACAGUAAAAUGAGUUUUAGGACGGUGAUACAGCUUCUGAUUUUUGCUGUGCUCUACCCUGUGUUUAUUUUCAGCUUCUUUUUCAGUCAGUCCAGCCAUUUGCCUCUGUGUGAUAAUAAACUGCACAGACUUUUUUGUACCUUCUUAUCUGUGAUUCAGCUCUCAUGUGUGGAAACAACUUUGAACAGUAUAACAAGUCAGUUUAUCGCUGUAGCAACCAUCUUUAUCCCCCUGACGUUUGUCCUGUACACCUACCUGCGCAUUCUGCUCGUCUGCAGGAGGAGCUUGUCUGAGUUCAGAGGAAAGGCGUUACAGACCUGCCUCCCUCACAUCGUCACGUUUGUGAACUUUUGCAUCUCAAUAUUCUGUGAUGUUCCACUGACUUUUUAUAGGGCUAAUGAAAUUAGCACAUUUGUUAUUGUUGUUUUAUCUCUGGAGUUUUUGAUCAUUCCCCCCCUUAAUAACCCUCUGGUUUAUGGCUUGAAUCUGCCCCAGAUCAGAGGAGUGAUUUAUAGACGUGUGAGGAUACGCAUAAGGAAAACAUAA
Lates calcarifer (barramundi perch) is the source of this 942-nucleotide messenger RNA. Its product is annotated as olfactory receptor 142-like. The record is from RefSeq and is a predicted model, not a curated record. Lineage: Eukaryota; Metazoa; Chordata; Actinopteri; Centropomidae. Gene Ontology annotation, molecular function: G protein-coupled receptor activity; olfactory receptor activity. Bases 1 to 942 code for a protein of 313 amino acids. Gene Ontology annotation, cellular component: membrane. The transcript has a single exon. Gene Ontology annotation, biological process: G protein-coupled receptor signaling pathway.